AUGGUCACUACCACUCGACACAAACAGGCAAAUCUUUACGCUCCUCCAAAGAGGAACGUCGAAGUUGUAAUAAAGCGUCAACGGCAGUUGGAUAUUCAGCAAUUGGAUGACAACCAGCGCCAACGCGUGGAAGAAUUUCUCGCCGGAAAGCAAAUAAUUGACGAACUGCGUCCAGAGGAUUUCAAAAAGCUCAGCGAACUGGGUGCGGGGAACUGGGGCGUUGUAAGUCGUGUGCGUCAUCUGACCACAGGUCUGAUCAUGGCUAAAAAGACAAUUCGGUUGGAUAUUAAGCACGAGGUCCGCACGCAGAUUAUUCGCGAGUUAGAGGCAAGUUCUUUUUCAGCCGAUUUCCUCUUUGUUUUACCUCCAUAUCAAAAAAGUACUAGAAGCGCAUACACUAGCUCCUUCUUCUCGUACCCUGCUCGCUGUUGUAUGAUAAUGAGUUGUCAUUCCUUAGUAGACUACCACAUCCUACUCGAUACUUUCUUGUUUGUCUCCCGGGGCUUCUGUUUAGAUGGGGAGAUAUCAACAUCCGCAAUGAAAUUCGCACUUACAGAGCAACCAUUGAAGUUGUUACAUGAUUUAUCAUACUGA
This is a messenger RNA of Dibothriocephalus latus, 594 nucleotides long. The record is from the annotation of a GenBank genome assembly. Lineage: Eukaryota; Metazoa; Platyhelminthes; Cestoda; Diphyllobothriidea; Diphyllobothriidae.